AUGUCAGACAAUCCAGACCGCUUCCGGCUCUUCCAUGGAGCCACGGGUUCAGGACGUCCGUCCUGCGACUACCCUGCACCCCACAGCGUCCAGGAGACCGCUAGCACCUCCACGCCGUCCGAGGACUUUGAUGACUUCUUUGACUGGGAUGCGUGGGCACGCGAUGAGGUGACGGAUGUAACCACCCAAUCCGACGUUCCCUCGGAAGGAAAGCCCGCCGCCAGACCCUCGCCGCUGACCCCGGCGGGUCCCGGCGUCGUGCUUCCCAGCCACCAAGAUGAUACCCCCAUGCCAGACGCACCCUCCCAGGAACCUCAACUGCCUCAUGUUUGGCCGAGCGUUUCGGUCACUCAGCCCCCUCGAGACUUGCACAUCCGUCUCGAGGCCUCGCCCCCACCCACGGCCUCGCCGCCCCUUGGCCAGAAGAAGACACGAGUCCUUAAACACCCAGAGGAGACAAGCCUGGUCCGAGAGAUGAAGGCUUGCUAUCACUGCAAGAUAAACAAGACCAAGGUCCUGUCCACCGUUCUGAUGGACGCAAUCGUUGACUGUGGCCAAGCACGGUGGAAAUGGAACGACCCAGAUUUUUCCACGCCAGGUCGUAAUCAGUUCGUCGAUGGCCGCCUUCGACUCUUCAUCUUCUUCGAUAGUGUCAGCAGCCCUUUUUUGGAGGUCGUGGUUGGUCCCUUCGCACUGCCGAACCAGAAGGAUCAUGGGCCGCAAAACAGUCGCCCACUUGGAAUCCUGCCCGAUGAAACUCCCUCCGAGGCCCAGCUCUACCAGUGGGCGGAGCAACAGAUUGAGGCCGAGAUAGGGGGCAACUUCGAAGCUGAAAUGGACAAACUUCUCCUGAAAUUCGUUCGCCGAAUGCAGACAAAUACCUGGCUGGAUGGUCAACAACUGUCAAUACCGGAUACCUUGCUGCCGAACCUACUCAAGAUGCGGUGCAUGUGGAAGGUCUGGAGCUGCAAGCAACUCUUUCUCCGGCAACAGCUUGGGUCUCCAGCCUAUCAAUUCGGCUUGAACAUGUCGUCCAUCCAAGAUUCACUCCGUCUGCAGGCUGCACGGAUAAUCUCGGAGCUUGAGCGCAAGGUAGUUGAUGACAUUGAGAAGACGUUUCUUCUCAAGAACAAGAAAGACGCUGCCCGCCCGUCGCCGGAGAUGCGCCGCACCGUCGAAGUCACGAGGUGGUUGUUGCUGUGGCAGGUGAUAUUGAUUUACCGCCAGUCGUUGAGCUUGGUGAUGGAACAGCAACAAACGAACGCUGAGCCUCUACCGGUAGCAGGUUAG
Molecule: messenger RNA, 1290 nt
Organism: Thermothielavioides terrestris NRRL 8126
Lineage: Eukaryota; Fungi; Ascomycota; Sordariomycetes; Sordariales; Chaetomiaceae
Exons: 3
Coding region: 1-1290 (429 amino acids)
Source: RefSeq, a predicted model, not a curated record